AUGCCUUCGACUCCAAGCCACUCGCGUCACGCCUCAGGCGCUGAUGCCUCGUACCAAUACAACAGCGCCACCUCUUCGCCUCAGAACCGGAGGCAGUCGAGAUCCUCACAUGACGCGACCACACCCCUGCGAAGCAGCUUCAACAACCAAGACGCCCUGGACGUAUCCUACGCUAGCGGAGGUAUGGACGGUGGAAACGGCCUUGGUAACCUCGCAGACGAGCUGGCCGAUGCGUUUUCCGAUUCCGGUGACGAGGGGGAAUACUACGAAGACGAUAAUGGGGCGCCAAAUAUCAGCGUCCAGGAGGCAGAUGGACGAGGCGCCGCAGAGGGUACACGGGACAGCGGCGUCGACGUUGCGAGUCUUGCUGAAUCUGGCACCAAGGCGAAGAAUCUGAACCUUGGCCCUCCGUCGCCUCCGCGACGUGGUCAUCGAAGAACUGGGAGCGAGUACGACGGAAGCGAGUAUGGGUCCGAGUCUGACCUCGAUUCCCCCGGGAUGUUGCCCAGUCUGGUUGCAAAGAUCGACGCUGUCGAGUCACUGGCGAGAAGAGGUACGGAAAGCAACGGCGGGCCCACGGACGGUGUCUUCAACCGCGUGACGGACAGUUUGAGGGACUUGGGAUCUCAAGCUGGCGUGGAGGGUAGCGCCACAAGACUCAUCACCGCCCAUUCUGCCCUCACGACCCACUUGACUCAUCAGACCCGUCAACUACACAACCUGACAUUCCCGUUGCUGUCUCCUCUUGUUCCGCCACCAGACUCGGAGACCGUUGACGAGUUGCUGCCGCUGCUUCUCGAGCUGUCAGAAUCGAUGCCUCGACCAACCACAAAAGCAUACGAUUCCUUGACCGCGCUCCACACCCUGACUUCGGACCUUGUCCAGAGCCUCAACUACCUCUCAGACACCCUGCACAUGUCCAGGCAGACGACGACGACGGCUACGCGCCGGCUGAAAAGUGCGAAGGAGCUGGUCGCCGAGAUCAGAAGGGAAGAAGAACUGUGCGAGGAGGGCGAGCGGUGGUUGACCCGUGGCAACUGGAGCGAGAGAUUGCGCAAACGGGAAUGCGCCGGAGUGUGCGGCGACGUUGUGAACGGCUUCGAGGAGGUUUGCAACGGUUGGCGAGCCCGGCUACUGGAACAAGCCGGCUCUGCUCAGGCUUAG
Messenger RNA from Colletotrichum karsti, 1164 nucleotides. RefSeq lists its product as uncharacterized. The transcript is spliced from 2 exons. NCBI's taxonomy places the organism in Eukaryota, Fungi, Ascomycota, Sordariomycetes, Glomerellales, Glomerellaceae. The coding region runs from base 1 to 1164 and encodes 387 amino acids. The record is from RefSeq and is a predicted model, not a curated record.